This is a messenger RNA of Aspergillus calidoustus, 1518 nucleotides long. Lineage: Eukaryota; Fungi; Ascomycota; Eurotiomycetes; Eurotiales; Aspergillaceae. The record is from the annotation of a GenBank genome assembly.
AUGCCAUCUCUUACGACCAUUUCAGCCAUUUCAGUUGGCAUCUUACUCCCUCUGUUCCAAUAUGUAAUCCGCCCGCUCCUCGUCUCCCCGCUCGCCAAAAUCCCCAAUGCACACUUCACCUCCUCCCUCUCCAGCCGAUGGAUUCAGAGCAUUCGCCAGGCUGGCAACGAGGUGCUCACCAUUCACGCUCUGCACCGCCAGCACGGUCCUGUCGUUCGGCUUGCGCCGAAUGAACUGAGCGUCAAUUCCCUGCAUGGUCUUCGCAUCAUCUACACGGGCGCCUUUGAGAAGCAUCCGCUCUACCGCGAACUGUUUCUCAAUUUCCAUACGGACAACCUGGUUGGUAUGGUCCAUAAUGGUCCCCACGCCCGCCAGAAACGCAUGUUGAGUCGAGUCUACUCCAAGUCGUACCUCCAGGAGUCGCCCGAUGUUGCCAUUCUCUCGGCGGUAGUUUUGUCUCAGCGACUGUUUCCCAUUCUGCAGCGAUUGGCUACAGAUGGGGAGACUGUCAAUGUCCUUCCACUUUUCCAGGCUGUUGGGAUGGACUUUACCUCGUCGUAUUUGUUUGGGACGCAAAACGGAACGAAAUACCUCUUCAAUCUGCCCGAGUGGCAGAAGUGGCUCGAGGAGUACGAGAAAUUCAAGCAUCUUAGCCUCGACGAGCGCGCAGACGGCUUCGUGGAAAAGUGGUGUCUCUCUCUGUGUCAACAGACUGAGAUUGCAAAGCCUCAGACCCGACUGAACUCCUCUGAGCCAGUGGUCUACAAGUCACUUCAUGAAGCCUUGGUGAAGUCUCCAGAUUCAAGGCCCCUCGACCUGACGAUCGCCUCUGAGCUCCUCGACCAUCUCAUUGCUGGCCAUGAAACAUCUGGCAUCACCUUUACCUAUGUCAUGUGGGAACUUUCGCAGCGUCCAGAACUUCAGGUGGAACUUCGCCGGGAGCUCUUGAGCCUCGGAACCUCACUGAAGUAUCCAUUCUCGCCUAAUGGUGGCCUUCCGGAUCUCCCUCAUCCAUUUGCAAUUGACUCUCUACCUCUACUCGACGCCAUUGUUCGCGAGACACUCCGUCUACACGCCCCGGCAUCAUCGCCACUGCCCCGUCUCACACCAGAUACACCUGGUGGAACGUCGAUCAAUGGCUACGAUGGUAUUCCUGGAGGAAUCACGGUAGCUUCGUCAGCAUAUACUCUUCAUCGAAUUGAGGAAGUGUACCCGCACCCGGCUGAAUGGCUUCCAGAGCGCUGGAUCAAUCCAAGCCCAGGAAAACAGCACGACAUGCGCCGUUUGUGGUGGCCAUUCGGAAGUGGAGGUAGGAUGUGCCUGGGGAGCAAUUUUGCCUUGCAAGGUAUACUUGACGUUACCCGGUCAGCAUCAUAUGAGCUGACAUCAUUACAGAAAUCAAACUCAUCAUGGCGGCUGUAUAUACAAACUAUACGACAUCUAUUGUCGAUGACGAGGGCAUCGAGCAGGACUUUGAAGAAUUCAUCUCGCUACCAAAAGGACGAAAGCUGGUGCUGA